This is a messenger RNA of Trichoplusia ni (cabbage looper), 584 nucleotides long. RefSeq names its product conserved oligomeric Golgi complex subunit 4-like. Lineage: Eukaryota; Metazoa; Arthropoda; Insecta; Lepidoptera; Noctuidae. The record is from RefSeq and is a predicted model, not a curated record. The transcript is spliced from 4 exons. Bases 94 to 501 code for a protein of 135 amino acids.
GACCUGGCGCUGGCCGCGCUGGCCGCCGCGCUGCAGCCGCGCCUGCUGGCCUGGGCCGCCUGCCUGGCGGACCCCGCGCCGCACACCGAGGACAUGGAAGACGAUGCCGACGCGUUACCACAGGCACUGGAACAGUUCACAGAGACUGCGCGUGCGCAUAUAUCAUCUCGUUCAGUAGAUACGCUGUUACUGGCAGCCCUAGCUGAAAUAGCUGCGCGAGCUGAGGCGGCUAUACUGCACAACAAAUAUGAUCGGGAGGGCGGGCUGGCCGUGGAGCGUCGCGCGCGCCGCCUGGCGUCGUGGGCGGGCAGCAGCGCGGGGGCGGCGCGGGAGCGCUGCGCCAGGCUCACGCAGGUGGCGGCGCUGCUGGCGCUGGAGCAGGCGGCGCACGCGCGCGACGCGCUGCCCGCCGCGCGCCGCCUCACCGCGCCCGAGGCCCGGGACGUGCUGGCGCGCAGAUCGGACUUCAAAAUGGAAGAGAUCAAGCGCCUGAAGCUGUAGAGUUUAUUGUACGACCAAUGUUACUAUUAUAAAUUAUUUAUAGAACCGCAUUUAAAUAAAUAUAUUUACCUAUCUAUCUAAAA